Molecule: messenger RNA, 1555 nt
Organism: Pseudophryne corroboree (corroboree frog)
Lineage: Eukaryota; Metazoa; Chordata; Amphibia; Anura; Myobatrachidae
Product: retinol dehydrogenase 7-like
Exons: 5
Coding region: 109-1056 (315 amino acids)
Biological process (GO): retinol metabolic process; steroid metabolic process
Cellular component (GO): intracellular membrane-bounded organelle
Molecular function (GO): all-trans-retinol dehydrogenase (NAD+) activity
Source: RefSeq, a predicted model, not a curated record
AUUUAGGAGAUCACACUCUAUCUCUUGCCCUGCAUCGAACGUAGACUGUGCUACUUGAAAUCUACUAAAUAUAUUCUGGAUUAAAGGAAAGAAUCUGAAUUUUUCAUCAUGUGGCUCCCUGUGCUGGUGGUGUUGGUCCUCAUCCUCCUGUACAGAUGGUACAGACAGAGUCAGAUACUGGAGAAUCUCUCAGAUAAAUAUGUCUUCAUUACCGGAUGUGACUCUGGAUUUGGGAAUCUGUUGGCAAAGCAGCUGGACAGACGUGGAAUGAAGGUUCUGGCUGCCUGUCUGACAGAGAAAGGAGCUGAGAACCUGAAGAAGGAGACCUCCAGCAGGCUGCAGACUGUAAUACUGGAUGUUACUGACAGCAAAAGUGUGAGCUCUGCUGCCAAUUGGGUAUCAAUCACUGUUGGAAAUGCAGGGCUCUGGGGCGUGGUGAAUAAUGCUGGUUUUGGUUUUGCCUUUGGUCCUAAUGAGUGGCAAAAAGUGGAGGAUUUCUCCAAGGUUCUGAAUGUGAAUUUGCUCGGUACAAUCAACGUGACACUACACCUUCUGCAUCUUGUCCGAAAGGCCCGGGGGCGCAUUGUAAAUGUAUCCAGUUGUAUAGGACGAAUUUCUGUUAUUGGGGGAGGAUAUUGCCCAUCUAAAUAUGGUGUGCAGGCUUUCUCAGACAGCCUAAGAAGGGAAAUGCGUGACUUUGGGGUAAAAGUCUCCAUCAUAGAACCAGGCACAUUUCAAACUAUGAUGACAAACUCAAUGGACGGUCAUGAAAAAAACUUAAGGCGCCUGUGGGAAAAUCUCUCUACAGAAGUGAAGGACAGCUAUGGCCAGCGCUACUAUGAUCAAUAUAUAAAACUACUGCAAAGUUUAAUGGGAACAGCUAGCCCAAAAGUUCACAUGGUGUCAGACUGCAUGGAACAUGCUGUGACUGCUGUCUACCCCUGGACAAGAUACUCUCCUGGAUGGGACUGCAAGCUCUACUUCCUCCCUAUGUCUUACCUCCCUACUGUCAUAUCUGAUUAUAUGCUGUGUCGCUCAGCACCGAAACCAGCUUAAAUGUGAUUGUCAUCAGGGGAUGUAGUCAGAAUCCCGGCAGAGACUAUCCUGACGGUCACAAUACUGGUUGCGGAACUCUGAUAGUCAAAAUACAGAUGGUGGGUUUUAGGGUUAGGCACUACGGGAAGGGUUAGGCUGCAGGAGGGGAUGGUUAGGGUUAAGCUGUAAAGGAGACAGUUAGGGCUAGGCUGCCGAAAUGGUGGGUUAGGGUUAGAAUACUUACCAAAAUUUGUGGGAAUUUUCACCAUCAGGAUUCCGCAGCCAGUAUUCUGAGCAUCAGGAUGGUCAUCGCCGGGAUAUUGUACCCAACCUGACAAUAGAACACAGAACAACACUAUUUUAAAAUAGCAUUUAUGUCACCAUUUGAAAGAUCAACAAACCAAAAAAGACUUUAGUGUUUAAUGCUGAUUUUUAUUUUAUUCUGAAUACAUAUGAACUAUUCACUAAAAAUGAAGAAUGUAUUUUUAUGUUUAAGGCCAUUAAAACAUUCAGUUCUGUC